AUGUCCCACAUCACUCAAUCACUCAUGCUCACAUCUGCCGACGGUACCAAGAUUUAUGCGGACGCAUCAGGAGAUUCCACCAAACCUGCAAUUGUAUUCAUACACGGAGUUUCGCUUAGCUCUGUCGUAUGGAAUGACAUAUUUUGUGAUACCAAAUGGACCGACCUAUUCUAUCUGGUGAGAUAUGAUACUCGCGGUCAUGGUCGAAGCGGAAUGCCCACUUCUCCAUCUGCGUGGGAAUCUCAGCGUCUUGCGGAAGAUUUCGAUGCCGUUGUAGAAGGCUUCAAUUUAAGAAGACCUUUUGUAUUGGGAUGGAGCCUAGGAGGUCUGUGUGCUUCGGUUCUCGUCGCGAAGCCGCUUGAAACUAAUACGAAUCUAGCCACACACAUCGUAGACAUCCUUGCGCUUCACCCCGGAAAGGAAAAAUACCUCUCUGGAGCUAUUCAUCUCACAGGAGUGCCCUUCAUGGGUCCUGGAAUCGGCCAGGCCGGAACACAGUUCGCACUCGGUUGCCUGCCCUCCCUAAAUCAGACAAAUGAUGUGGAAAAAUUCCAAGAUGCAUCUCGGAGAUUCGUCAACGGGUGCUCCAAACACGCUUCAUUCGAACUCAAAUCACUCUGUUUGGGAAAUUUUGUCACUCAGCCGCGAGCUGUAACCAAAUUUGUAUUCACCCGUGAGCAAGAUGCAACCGAAUUCUUCAGAGCUGGGGAGAACGGGUUUUUACCGCUGCUAGCGAUAGCCUGUACAGACGACUUGAUAGUGAAUGGGAGGUCGGCUGCUAGUGCCUUGGGCUCUUGGAAGAAUCUCAAGGUAGUCGAUAUUGAAGGAGCUGACCAUAUGCCCUGGUUAUCACAUUCGGAAGCGAUGCGAGGCUUAAUCGCCGACUGGGUGAAAGGGGUUCUGGAUUCCUAA
This is a messenger RNA of Desarmillaria tabescens, 912 nucleotides long. Its product is annotated as Alpha/Beta hydrolase protein. The record is from RefSeq and is a predicted model, not a curated record. NCBI's taxonomy places the organism in Eukaryota, Fungi, Basidiomycota, Agaricomycetes, Agaricales, Physalacriaceae. The coding region runs from base 1 to 912 and encodes 303 amino acids. The transcript is spliced from 3 exons.